UUGGGUGGGACGGUGGGUGGGACCACAAUACCCACACCUCAAGCAACGGCCAGGUCCAGUUUAGUAGCUAGGCAUUGGGCGUACGGUAUUCGUGUACCACCUCAGGGUUUCUUCGCUAACGACGUUGGACCCGGCGUCUCCCCGUCUGGCUCAUAGGCCGUCCUUUUGUUUAGCACCCGAAAAGCUAUGACGUUGGGAGGCCUUGUGGCGCGCUUGGCGCGCCAAAACGCCAAGUCGGUUGCUUCAGGGAACUUUCCGUUCAGGACGUUCGUAAGCGGAUCGGCUCCUGCGCUUGCUGCUGCGUCUAAGAGCUUGCAGCAGUUCUCGAUAUACCGGUGGGAUCCCGACCAGAACGAGAAGCCGCGUCUUCAGACCUACACUAUAGACACCAAGGAAUGCGGUCCCAUGAUUCUUGAUGCCUUGAUUAAAAUCAAGAACGAGGUCGACCCAACUCUGGCGUUCCGCAGAUCUUGCCGGGAAGGGAUCUGCGGUUCCUGCGCGAUGAACAUCAACGGUGCUAACGGCCUCGCGUGUCUCACCAAGAUCGAAGCAUCACCAGGAACGUCUAUUCCGGUCACUCCGCUGCCCCAUAUGUUCGUUAUUAAAGAUCUCGUGGUGGAUAUGACUCAGUUCUACCAGCAGUACAAGUCUAUCGAGCCAUGGUUGAAGACGAAGAAGCAGCCGGAAGAUGGGAAGGAGUUUUACCAGUCUAAGGAGGACCGACUGAAGCUCGACGGCAUGUAUGAGUGCAUCCUGUGCGCGUGCUGCAGCACCUCGUGUCCCAGCUACUGGUGGAAUCCUGAGAAGUACCUCGGACCAUCUGCGCUUCUGAAUGCCAACAGGUGGAUAAUGGACAGCCGUGAUGAGUACACCAAGGAGAGGCUGGAUGAUCUGGAUGAUGCGUUCAAGCUGUACCGCUGCCACACCAUCAUGAACUGCACCAAGGCAUGCCCCAAGGGAUUGAACCCAGGCAAGCAGAUUGCCAACAUCAAGCGCCUAAUGGUCACAAGGAGCUGAGGUUUCUUAACUUACUGUAUUCAAAGGUCGCCUAAUAGCAUCAGACCAGUAAGAGAUGUAUGCUUUGUACGUAUGGUCGAACUCUUCCAACGCAUCAAGUGUCAACCGUGGUUUGUAUGCAGCAUUCUGGCUUUGCUUCACACUAAAA
Molecule: messenger RNA, 1165 nt
Organism: Closterium sp. NIES-67
Lineage: Eukaryota; Viridiplantae; Streptophyta; Zygnematophyceae; Desmidiales; Closteriaceae
Source: the annotation of a GenBank genome assembly